Giardia duodenalis is the source of this 2541-nucleotide messenger RNA. Its product is annotated as ABC transporter, ATP-binding protein. Gene Ontology annotation, molecular function: ATP binding; ATP hydrolysis activity. The transcript has a single exon. The coding region runs from base 1 to 2541 and encodes 846 amino acids. The record is from RefSeq and is a predicted model, not a curated record. Lineage: Eukaryota; Fornicata; Diplomonadida; Hexamitidae.
AUGGCAAAGGGAACCAGGAUUCGAUCCAUUCCCAUCUCCAAUCAGCUGUCUGCGUUCAUAGUCUUCUUUCUGAAGCUUCAGCUAAUGAAUUGGAUGUCGACCCUGUUUGUCGUAAUCUUUCCCUUUAUCUUUUACAUUAUGCUGUAUGCUCUAAAAGAACUUCUCUAUUGGCUCACAGAGGGGGCCCCCUUGCGCAUAGGGUUGAUAGAAAUAGCAAUGACCCUUUUUGCCACCCCAGUGUCCCAGCCGCUGAAGACAAAUGCGAGUCUUCCGUACCUCAUCGACCAACAGAAGUACCACUUAACUAACGGACUUAGUAUCGGCCACUCAUUUAGCGCAACGUCCACGCCAGUCACCGGGCUCACGUUUGGCUCUAUAGGAAACUGCCACGGCACAACCACUGUCCUCAACGUUCUUCCCAUUAUCCAACUCAUUCCUAUUCCAGGCAUUAAGAUCUCUGCAGAUUCCUUGGGGCUCAAAACAUGUAAGGAUGGAACGCAGACAAACUACACGGGGAGUAUUCACAAUCUAUCCAUUAACAGCCAGCCCAUCAUCGAUUCUGCCAUUUUCACAGUUAUGACAGAGACCUUCUAUCUCCAGCCAGAGGAGCAGUUUUCUCUAAAUCCUGAGUUCUAUACCGUCAGAAACAAUCAGCUCAAUUUCUCAAUAAUGGGUCCACUAGAGAUCCACAAUCUCGACAGAUGCAACUUCAGCAUAUAUACACGCGAUUGCCCGCUAUUAGAGACCAACCAGGCUAUUGUGGGAGGUUCUACAAAUGUUACCGAGGACACGUAUCUCAAGUCAACCACUGACAUGGUGUAUAGAGCAUGGUACCAGCUCCGCUAUGCCUCUGGGACUCCAGAGCAAGGAGCUCCCGGCCUCCCCGAGGGUCUUCCGGUGGGGAAGCCCAUCCCACAGUUUAAGGUCAUCGACUAUGUUCUCAUCCCAGACGUCAGGUGGAUCACAGACGUUCUCAUGGAGCAAGGGAGCUAUCUGGUCUUGCUCUUCAUAGGGCACAUCGUCAUCCCAUUAAUCACUGUUCUUCUUGUUACGCAGGCAUGCACAGGUUUCACGAGUUUAAUCUAUUCAUCUGGCCUCCAUCCUGUCGUGUAUUAUUUAACGUUCUUUAUCUAUUACUACUUAGUGUCUCUUGCAAUGUCAGUUAUAAAUGUCUUCGCUAGCAUGGCAUUCUCGAUGGAUAGUGUUAACAAGUUGGGGGGCCUUCUCGUCAUAAUAACAUUUACCUAUCCAAUCUUUUCCAUCCCACUAGCAUUUGCAUUUGCAAUGGCCUUUAAAUCCGUGUUCUCUGCUGCAAUCAUAUCCUGGUUCAGUGUAAUUUUCGUUCCCCAGAUGAUUUUGCUUUUAUCUAAGGUAUUGCCGUUCAGAAUCAAUAUAUUGGCCUGGUUCCUGCCAUUUUCCUCCCUAUCUUACAUAACAUCAAGCAUCACCAUUGAGUCCGGGGCGAUAAACGGCAUCCUUGUCUUUUGUGCAAUCCAGUGCGCGAUCUAUGGACCGGUAAUGCUAUUCUUGGAGAUCUACCUCACUGCACGUGGUAUAGCGAAAAGAAAGGGGCUUCUGAAGUCUCAGCAGCUUGAGCAAGCCGAGCUGACGAUAGCAGAAGAUGACCAGGAGAACGUUGCCGUGAGUGUCUCCAACCUGAGCAAGACAUUCAAGGCUAGGUCAGGGUAUGUUCAUGCUGUGAAGAACCUUUCCUUCCAGGUGCGGACGGGGGAGAUUUUCUCCCUACUGGGACACAAUGGCUGUGGGAAGUCGACUACUGUGAACAUGAUUGCAGGGGCGAUUCCUCUUACGUCUGGGUCCAUUAAGCUCAAUGGGUAUUUGUGUUUUGCGCCUCAAUACGAUGUGCUACCGAACGAUACCAGGGUCGAUCAUGUGAUGACCAUGUUUGGACGAAUGAGGGGGCUGAGCAAAAAAGAGUGUGAGAAGGAGAUGGACGAGCUGCUCACCACUCUUAAUUUGAGACAAGUCAAACACAAGACCAUAAAGCAAUGUUCGGGUGGAUCGCAGAGACGGAUAUCCUUUGCGUGUGCAUGCAUUGGCACUAAGCCUCUUGAUGUUGUCCUUUGCGAUGAGGUGACCACUGGUCUGAGUCGCACAGAUGCCAUGGGUGUCUGGAACGUGCUUCUUGGGCUCCAGAAAAGAAAUAUCAGCGUUAUCCUUAUUUCCCACGAUCUUGACGAGGCAGAGAUGCUCUCCACCAAUGUCUUAUUCAUGUCUGGUGGUCGCGGCAUCAAGCAGGGGAAUCCUACGGAGCUAUGCAUGAGCACAGAGUACCAAAUAUGCAAGAUCAAGUCUUCUCACCCAAUUUCAGAGCUGGAGCCACUUGUAGCAGAUGGACGCAUCACGUGUGUGCACGAGGCCAACGACCUCAUCUACCAAAUAAAACUUGACAUCAUGACACCCGAGGAGGUGCUUGAUGUAGCCCUCAAGUACGAAGACUGUUUUGUUGAUAAUGUGGGUCUUGAGGAUGUCUUCUUUUCUAUUGAGUCAUAUUUACACAAAGAGCAAAGCGAAAGAUAA